This is a messenger RNA of Papilio polytes (common Mormon), 3712 nucleotides long. Its product is annotated as carbohydrate sulfotransferase 11. Gene Ontology annotation, cellular component: membrane. Lineage: Eukaryota; Metazoa; Arthropoda; Insecta; Lepidoptera; Papilionidae. Gene Ontology annotation, biological process: carbohydrate biosynthetic process. Bases 376 to 1509 code for a protein of 377 amino acids. The transcript is spliced from 8 exons. The record is from RefSeq and is a predicted model, not a curated record. Gene Ontology annotation, molecular function: sulfotransferase activity.
GGAUCUGAAUGCUGGCUGGCCCUCCAUUCAUUGUCAUUCCGUAGGUCGAUACCUAACAUUCUGACAGUAACGCCGCGAACACCGCAUUCGACGGACGUUCUGUUCCGUUCGCAGCUAGCAUACGGCGCAAUCGUGUCAAUAUUUAUAAACAAAUCAAGUGUUGUCUUAGUUAAUUUCAUAUUUAAUUUCUACGUGAAAUUUAAUUCAGUAAAUUCACUUGUGUUAUUUUUUAGUGAAUAUUUUAGUGUUUAAAUGGAUAUUUUCUGAACGAUACUGAAACACGCUUGAUUUUCGCAAGGUGUCAAGACAGUCCGCUGUUACUACUGUGAAAUAAUUGAAGUGACGUGUGUAAAGUGAUGGUGUUAUUAAAAUAAAAUGGGUAGAAGAAACAUGAGUAUGUUGAGGUUAGGUAGAUGCGUUGCGUUUCUCGCCGCGGCAGCAUUUCUUCUGCCUUUCACAAUACUACUGAUGGUGUUUGACCAACAAUACAACUUCACAUAUAACUCCAAACGCGUCUUCUACCAAGAGAGCGACUUCUAUAAAAUAAACGGAACACUAUACGCCCCCGCGUACACGCUAACUACACCCACUUAUAGGACACAGUUUGUAUUCGAGAACGGUACGCACGAUGAGCUGCUAUCGAGAGAGAAGUUUCUAGAAGUGGGCGCAAGGAUGGAGGCCCGCCGCGACGCACUCAGGGCGCAGUGCUCCAAGCUGGGUCUGGAUAGCUCCAGCUAUAAAGCCUACUCAUGGGAAUACCUUAUAAACAGACAAUACCACGUCAUAUGGUGCAACAUAUUUAAGGCGGCCUCUACAUCCUGGAUGUACAAUUUCAACCUUAUGGCGAAUUAUUCAGCGGCAUUCUUGGAUAAGACUAAAGAAGUACCAUUAGAACUAGCGAGGAAGAAAUACGUAAGACCAUCGGUGGAAAUGCUAAAGAAAGCGCAGUCGGAUUCUAUCACUUUCCUCAUAGUGCGACAUCCUUUAGAAAGGCUGGCUUCCGCUUACAAUGAUAAAAUUGUUCAUGCGUGGCCUAAGUCGUUCCACGAUAAAAUGGGCCAUAGGAUCGUAAGAAAAUAUAGAAAGCUAUCUGGGGAGAAUCCGCCGCCGCCUAAAGAGCGGUACCCGAUGUUCGAGGAGUUCGUGUCGUACGUUGUGGACGAAGCGCGCGCCAAACGGCCGUUAGACAUGCACUGGACCCCUUACACUGCAUUCUGCACACCCUGCAAGUUCAACUUCGACGUCAUACUCAAGUUUGAAACUCUCGAUGAAGACCAACGGUUCCUGAUACAGAUGGCGCGGCUGCACGAGGUGGUGAAGCCGGAGUGGCGUAACAGCGGCAAGGGCUCGCAAACGCUGCACAUCAUCAACCAUCUUUACUCCAGGCUGAAGAAGUCGCAGCUCGAUGCACUUUAUAACCUUUACAAAUAUGACUUCCAGCUUUUCAACUACACCAUAGACAAGUACUACGAGAUCGUUCGACCUGACGACAACAGCAGUCACGGAUGAAGAUGACCCGCAUUAUACGUUGAACAUUUCAUUGAACAUUAAAAUAUCGGCCGCGACGCAAAGAAGUAAAGACUGAUCGAUAGAAAAAGAUUGAUACGGCGAAGGAUAUUGAUGUGUCGCGAAGCUUGGAUACUCAUACGUCAAUUUAGUAUAUUUCGUAAUGUCUAAUUUUGUGAUACGGUUAACACAUUCCAUGCCAUAUGUGACGCCUUGCCAACCAAGGCAUGGUACUGAAAGUGUUAAUGUCUGCGUGAGUUGCUUUGCUAUACUUUUUUAAGUAAAAAUUUGCUCGUCUGCUGUCUUACUCGUGUCUUUUGCAUUUAGGUAUUGUGUGUGGAAUUUAUUAGCUGGUUUUUGAAACGUGUGACAUAAGAAAUGUUAAUACGUUUGAUUACAUUAUAUUAAUUAUUGUCUUGAAUUUUAUAAGUGUAAUUUUACGAAGUUAAUGAUUUGUUAUUUAACGAAAUAGAGCAAUAUUUAAAUAGACAAAAUUUAAUAGUUUUAUGCGUUGUUUUUUGUGAUAAUUGAAUGCAUAUUUUAUAGAUCUAAUAAAUCUAAGAUACGAUGUUUGUAAUAUCUAAACGAUAAUCCAGUUUGUUACCUUUUAAUUCAUACUUUUUACUAGUUCUUCAAAAUAAUCGACUUCAAACACGGCACUAAGAUUAAUAAAUAGACUACAAAAAUGCUUUUUUUAAAAAAACAUUGAAAGUGCUUCCGUAAGUAUAUAAAUGUACAAAGAUUUUACAGAGCAUCUACAAAAUAUUUCACAUAGAAAUACUUGAAACUGAAUCAUCAGAUCGCGAAAUGGACGACAAAAUCGCAAUAUUAAGAAAAAAUAGAUUUAUCAUCUGUAUUAAAAGUAGUAUUACAGUGAUUGUAUAAAAAUAUUACGUAUGAGGCUUCUCAAAUGCAUGAUACAAUUAAUCAUAAGUACAAAAUAAAAAUAGGUAAAAACAAAAUAUAUAAUAUAUAUUUCUACGAGUAAAUGAAUGUUUAAGGCAAAAUGUCGCACAAAAUUGUAACGAAUUGGUAUACAGUAAAUAGUUGCGUGUUGUAAAAUGCAAAUUAUAUGCGUCUAGAAAGUUAUUUUUUAGAGUAAUAUAGUUACCUAGACGCCAAUAUGGCGUUUUCUUUGGUGUUGCAAGAUAUUUAUAGUUACAGUGUUGCAAAGUUUUACCAAAAAUUAAAAAUUGAUCAUCUUAUCGAACGAAUGAACUUUAUUAUGCGUUAGAUGUAUGUAUGAGAGAAGUUUAAAAUAACUGGUGGAAAUCUUUAAUACGCGUUAUAUGUUAUUAAUAUUAAAUGUUUUUAAUUUAUAGUUGGUUAGUUGUUAAAAAAGACAAAAGUUAGUACUGUUCUAUGAACUAGUCGUAGUUUUAAAUCGCGUUUUUUUCUAAUUUAAAUACGUUUUGUAGAUUUAGUCACCUCUAUAAAAGUAUUGCGAUCAAACCAUUUGUAUAAAGGCAACGUUGUACGGAUGAAAGUAUAAUGAUGUUAAAACUUUAUGGCGACUCGUGAUGUUGUAACUGCAACCCUUUACAUUCAUACCAAAUAUAGUUCUGUGCAGUCUCGUGCGAUAUUUAAAGCCGCCAUAAAGUUUUGAUGGCACUGUAUUCGAUAACAGUCAUUUUAUUUCAAUUUAUAUGUGAAUUAAAAAAGUGGCAGAUCUAGGUUUAUUCCAAUUGUAAUCGCUAAUAAAUCGAAUAUUUAGAAUACAAACAUACGGCAUGGGCGUGGCCAUCGCUCGAGAAUAGACAAUCAAUUUUUUUAAUGAAAUAAAAACGAAAUAAGACCAUAAUGGUAGCUAAGCCCCACCCUAGAAGCGACGGCCAUGUUAAAUAGUUAUUAUGAAUCGAAUACUAGACCAAAAAUUAAUGGCCUAUGACAGUAACUGAGAUGGUGCUAUAGUGCAGUAGAAUGUGAUCUCAUAUCAGAACGUGGGACAUGAACGCAGCGACUUGUCUUGUUGCGAUCUAUGCCUGGUUCACACUAGGCCAGUAGCGAUCAAUCACUGGACUGGCAAUCAAUUAGAACCAACUGGCGUAGUGGGUCAUACACUCAACGCUUCACUUACGCUACUGUACUGGCCAAGUGUGUACCAGGUAUUAUUGUGUUGCAAACAACUGUAAUGAUCGGUUGUGUUUGUAAUGUUAAAGAAAAUUUUAUUCUUAGUACUUAUAGAGAAAUAAAAAGUUUAAUACUG